This is a messenger RNA of Cryptomeria japonica (Japanese cedar), 1584 nucleotides long. RefSeq names its product E3 ubiquitin-protein ligase RING1. NCBI's taxonomy places the organism in Eukaryota, Viridiplantae, Streptophyta, Pinopsida, Cupressales, Cupressaceae. Gene Ontology annotation, cellular component: cytoplasm. The record is from RefSeq and is a predicted model, not a curated record. Gene Ontology annotation, biological process: protein ubiquitination. The transcript has 2 exons. Bases 209 to 1114 code for a protein of 301 amino acids. Gene Ontology annotation, molecular function: ubiquitin protein ligase activity.
CUUGUCUUUUGCAAAUAUUCUUAAAUCAUAUUAAAAUUAUGUACCUAGGACAAAAGCCAACAGUGAUGAUAAUUAUGAGAUUCAUGACAAAAAAAGGACUACUAAUUCUGUCUUCCACAAUUAAUUCCCAGGCCCAUCGUUAACAAAUCUAGAUCGAAGAAGAAUACAGCCACACAAGGGAUUUCCGGGUUGAGGGUGUCUGAUCGUCAUGUCAAGGUGGUGGUGUCACAGAUGCCGCAGAAGAAUCAGGUGGCUCAGGAACAGCCCUGAUGAAGAACCUGCGUGCCCUUACUGCCAUGGGGGCUUCGUAGAACAAAUGAAUAACAAUCAUCAUUUUGAAGAAAAUGAAGAAGAAGAAGACGAUGAAUCAACGGCCCAGAUGAUGCAAUCCCUUUCCAGAUUCCUGCACCGCAGUUCUUCAUCUUCAUCAUCAACACCCUUUUUCACAGAUCCCUUCUUUUUCCCCCAGGGUCCGAUGGAGGACCACCCAGAUGAGUACUUGUCCCCCUUCUUCAACAAUAAUGGGGGCUUAAGGAGGAGAAGAGUGCUACAUGGGAAUUUGGGGGAUUUCUUUUUGGGGCCUGCGUUGGAACAACUUGUCAGUGAGUUGGCUUUGUCAGACAGGAGGGGUGGUGUAUUUGGUGGUGGUGGGCCGCCUCCUGCAUCUAGGGCCUCUGUGGAAGCCUUGGAGACUGUGAGAAAUAUUGGUAGUGAUACAGGUGGGACACUGUGCUGUGCAGUAUGCAAGGAUGAGUUUGGGGCCGGUGCUGCAGAGGUCAAAAAGAUGCCUUGCCAGCAUAUGUAUCAUUCUGACUGCAUUCUUCCAUGGCUUGCUCAGCAUAAUUCAUGUCCUGUUUGUAGAUACGAGAUGCCAACAGAUGAUCCUGACUAUGACAGGAUGAGGAGCCGAGGCCGUAGUUCUGGUUCUUCUUCAGGUAGAAGAUUCCGUGUCCCUCAUAUUUGGCCCUUUAGAACGUCCAGCAGAACAUCUGUGCAGGCUCAAGCUGAAACAAGUUCAAGUCAGUCUAAUGAUACCAGAGGAAACGGUACAAUUUUCCCUGAGAUAGACGAUGAGGUUGAUAUACACAUGUCAGAGGCAAGGGAGCAACUCUAAGUUGGCAGGUUGUCCUAUCAUGUUAUGCUGGUAUUUUGGAUAUUAUGGGAGUUAUGAACGUUUAAUAGGAUCCUAAAGAAAAAGGAAUGCUAGUCUGAUAAGAUUCUGAACUGAUUAAUUAGUUUUUCUAUUCAGACCAGUUUUCUGGCAAGAAUAAUGUUUUGUACAAUUAAUGUGAAUAAGUUCUAAACUGAGGGAUCUAGGAAUAGUACAUACAUAUGGGGUGCUAGGAAAUAUGUCGUAAAUAAUUUAGCUUUCUACUGCAAACAAGCAACAUGUACUAGACAAUUCUUUCUCUGUUUGAACUUAGCUCUGUAACAAACUUGGUGCUCCUCUAUAUGAAGCAUGAUGUACAUUCUCAAGAUUAAAGUAGGUUGCUAAAAUUAACUGUAUAUAAAGUGAAGUGCAGAUUUGAACAAUGGUGUCAGUCCAUUCUUCCAAAAUUUAUCUAACCCCAUUUGUUGAAGCUA